This is a messenger RNA of Apodemus sylvaticus (European woodmouse), 421 nucleotides long. It is a transcript of the gene Ndufa3, whose product is annotated as NADH:ubiquinone oxidoreductase subunit A3. The record is from RefSeq and is a predicted model, not a curated record. Gene Ontology annotation, cellular component: mitochondrial inner membrane. The coding region runs from base 100 to 354 and encodes 84 amino acids. Lineage: Eukaryota; Metazoa; Chordata; Mammalia; Rodentia; Muridae. The transcript has 4 exons.
GAAAGGCUCCACAUCCUCGUCCAAGGGGCGGGGCCUCAGGCCAGGAAAAGGACCACAACUCCCAGAGAGCUUCGCGCCCUUGUCGCUGCCAAGACCAAGAUGGCGGGGAGAAUCUCUGCCUUCCUCAAGAAUGCCUGGGCGAAGGAGCCGGUGUUGGUGGUGUCCUUCACUGUCUGGGGCCUCGCUAUAAUUAUGCCCAUGAUUAGCCCCUACACCAAGUAUGCUGGCAUGAUCAACAAGGCCACACCCUACAACUACCCAGUGCCCGUGAGAGAUAAUGGGAACUUGCCUGAUGUGCCCAGCCACCCACAGGACCCUCAGGGUCCGAGCUUGGAAUGGCUGAAGAACCUGUGAAUGCCACAUGCGAGUGUGAUGGAAGAGGCCCCUUCCCUGCUGCUCUCCAAUAAAAAUGUGAAAAUGA